AUGGCCAGCCUUCACCCAUUUGACCCUAUUACCCCUGGGGAAAUCCAAUUGGCCGUUUCCGUCUUGGAGCCCGCCUUUCCCGGUGUCAAGCUGCGCUACAAGCGCAUUGAUCUUCAAGAGCCAGCCAAGCAUGAAGUGGUCCCAUAUCUCGAGGCGGAGCGUCUAGGAGAAGUGCGGCCUCGCAAGCCCGCUCGCUUGUUGAUGGUUCUCUUCCACCGUCUGGACAAUGGUUCUUUCUUCAAGGCCUUGAUCAAUGCUGACACCAAGUCUAUUGUGUCGGCCAAGGAGCUGCCCAAGGAUGUCCAGGGCCCCGUCGAUAUCGAUGAGAUGAUUGAAAUUGAGCAGUUGUGCCUUGGUCAUCCGGCUGUCAAGGCCGAGGUUGAGAAGUUGAAGCUUCCCGCUGGCCACACCGUGUGCUUGGAUCCCUGGAUCUAUGGCACUGAGGAUGUCAAAGAGACUCGCCGCUUGUUCCAGUGCUAUAUGUAUAUUGUGGCUACCGAUCAUCCCCAGAACAACCAGUACUCCGUACCAUGCCAGUUCUCCCCGGUCUUUGACGGGAUCACCCGCGAGCUUGUUCGCAUGGACUAUCUGCCUGGUGGCGCCAACGCCGAAACCAAUGAGACGCAGCCGUGGAAACCAGUGCCUACUGUUCAGUAUGCGCAUGAAUUGCUUGAUGAGCCCCUACGUACGGACCUCAAGCCUUAUAUUGUUCAGCAACCCGAGGGUGCGUCAUUCAAUGUCAUGGGCAAUGCUGUCUCAUGGCAGAAAUGGCGUUUCAGGGUGGGCUUUAACAAUCGGGAGGGUCUUGUGCUUCAUAAUGUGACCUACGAUGGUCGCAACACAUUCUACCGACUUUCCUUCUCUGAGAUGACAGUUCCUUAUGGCGACCCCCGCCCGCCUUACCACCGGAAACAAGCCUUUGAUGUCGGUGAUGUCGGCUUCGGUAUCACAGCUAAUCAGCUCACCCUUGGCUGCGACUGUCUCGGUCAUAUCAAGUACUUCGAUGGAUACCGCACAGACGCCCAGGGAGAGCCGAUCCAGCUUAAGAAUGUCAUUUGCAUGCACGAGCAAGACAAUGGCCUCCAACAUAAGCAUACAAACUAUCGUAGUGGCGCAGCCACAGUCGUCCGCAACCGUCAGCUUGUGGUCCAAAUGAUCUGCACAGUCGCUAACUACGAGUACAUUUUUGCAUUCAUCCUCGACCAAGCCGCCAACAUCGAACUCGAAGUACGAGCAACUGGUAUUCUAUCCACGGUUCCCUUCGACAACCAAAACGGUGAGACAGUCCCAUGGGGUACGAACGUCGGACCAGGCGUCAUGGCCCCCUUCCACCAGCACAUGUUCUCCCUCCGCAUUGACCCAGCACUCGACGGCUUCAAAAACACAGUCUACUACGAGGACAGCGUACCAAUGCCCGAGGAUGACACCAACCCAUAUCUCGUCGGCUACACAACCGAAAAGAACGUUAUCAAGUCCAGCGGCAGCGCCUCUACCAGCGUUGAGCGCCACCGCGUCUUCAAGAUCCGGAACGACCAUAUCAUCAACCCUAUCACACACCACCCAAUCGCCUAUAAGCUGCAAACCUCCCCGAGCCAGAUGCUUCUCGCACACCCGAACUCAUUCGGCUCGAAGCGCGCUCGCUUUGCUACCCGCCCAAUCUGGGUGACUAAAUACCAAGAUGAUGAGCUCUUCGCUGCUGGAGAGUUUACAAACCAGAGCAAGCAGUCCGAUGGUGUGGAAGUAUGGGCUGGUCGAAAUGAUACCGUUGAGGAUGAAGACCUCGUUCUCUGGCAUACUUUCGGUCUCACUCAUAACCCCCGUAUUGAGGACUUCCCCGUUAUGCCAAUGGAACGGGUUAGUGUCAUGCUUAAGCCUGAUGGUUUCUUCACUAAGAACCCUGCGCUCGAUGUGCCGGCUUCUAGUCAGUCUUUUAAUCAGUCGACUCUGCACCCGGAGCCGACUUGCUGUGCGACUCCUGCAAAGCCCAAGAUGUAA
This is a messenger RNA of Penicillium nucicola, 1995 nucleotides long. RefSeq lists its product as uncharacterized. Gene Ontology annotation, biological process: amine metabolic process. The transcript has 3 exons. Gene Ontology annotation, molecular function: quinone binding; copper ion binding; primary methylamine oxidase activity. The coding region runs from base 1 to 1995 and encodes 664 amino acids. The record is from RefSeq and is a predicted model, not a curated record. NCBI's taxonomy places the organism in Eukaryota, Fungi, Ascomycota, Eurotiomycetes, Eurotiales, Aspergillaceae.